Messenger RNA from Gryllus bimaculatus (two-spotted cricket), 300 nucleotides. NCBI's taxonomy places the organism in Eukaryota, Metazoa, Arthropoda, Insecta, Orthoptera, Gryllidae. The record is from the annotation of a GenBank genome assembly.
AUGAAGACGGCGGUUUGCGACAUUCCGCCGCGGGGCCUCAAGAUAGCCGCCACCUUCAUGGCAAACACCACCGCAAUUCAGGAAGUUUUCAAGCGCAUAUCGGAGCAGUUCAGUGCUAUGUUCAGGCGCAAGGCUUUUCUUCACUGGUACACGGGCGAGGGCAUGGACGAAAUGGAAUUCACCGAGGCAGACUCAAACAUGAUAGAUCUUAUUUCUGAAUACCAGCAAUAUCAAGAAGCUACUGCAGAAGACGAAGACUUUGAGGAAGAUUUGGAGGUAGAUGCGGACGAACAAGAUUAA